CAGUCAUAUGCAUCCAAAGUUAAAAGUUUGGGCAUAUUUAGUCGCCCUAGGUUCUGGAUUCUUCGUCUUUAGAGAGAGAUAGCCAUUUGAGUGGUUGUUGCAGGAGAGUUCUCCAUGCUCAUCCCUUAUCUGGCGUCCGUGAAGAAGAUGGAACCCUUCAGACCAACAUAGUAUGCGUUUUUGGUGUCGGUGGGGAGUUCGGCGACUGAGUAUUGGGCGAUGUGGUUCAGACGGAGUCCUAUUUGUGCAAGAUGGUGUGCGACUUUGUUCACCUCGUGUGAUCGAAACAAAAAGGAGAUUCCGCUUUGUAGUCUGUGCUGUUGGAGCCUGUUUAUCUCCGGAGAGAGUUGUAUCACGCUUUGAGGGGGUUGAGAGUUCGGGUCGGGAAGGAGAUGGCGAGCUGGAAGGACGCAGUAGAAAUGCGAAGUAUUGCACCUUCGGCGCUUCUCCUCUUGCUGUGUGCCUCGUCUGUGUUGAGACAGGGUGUUUGUGAUGAUAGGUGCCAAGAAAUAGUAGGAAGCUUUGACCUUGACACCUCUUCUGCUUAUGCUCCAUCCAGUUGUAAUCCCUUUUGCUUUCUCAUUAUAUCAGGUUAGAAAUGAAGAGUAAGAGAAGAGGUUGAACAAUGGUGUGGGUUAGUUGCUUGGAAAGAGUAGUAUUUAUAGAGAAGUGAAUAAUCUUCUUAUAAAGAAAAUACACACCCUAAGAGCAGGCUGGCCAGAAUGGAUGGGUUUUGUUUUUUACAAAGCUGGCCUAUAUAUUUUAUAGAUAUCGUAUGCGCAUACUACGUAUGAAUGUGGUGCUGUAACAUUGGUAUGCCUGCUUUUAUAACAGCAAAAUGGGCAUGCCAAUCCUACCCCAACAGUGUACAGUAUUCUUCAACCAAUCAGAAUUGUUUUUGGAUCUGGGG
Molecule: messenger RNA, 910 nt
Organism: Cuscuta epithymum
Lineage: Eukaryota; Viridiplantae; Streptophyta; Magnoliopsida; Solanales; Convolvulaceae
Source: the annotation of a GenBank genome assembly